Molecule: messenger RNA, 1908 nt
Organism: Lodderomyces margitis
Lineage: Eukaryota; Fungi; Ascomycota; Pichiomycetes; Serinales; Debaryomycetaceae
Gene: PRM1
Product: pheromone-regulated protein
Exons: 1
Coding region: 1-1908 (635 amino acids)
Cellular component (GO): mating projection tip
Source: RefSeq, a predicted model, not a curated record
AUGCUGCGAAACUAUUUGGACUUUUUUGAAAGGUCUACUCAAGUCUACCUCAACCAAUACACUAUCUUACUAUUCUUGAUCAUUAUUAAACUAUUGCUAUUAAGAAACUCAUUAAUUAAUACGAUAUCCAAACAACUAAUAGAUGACUCAACUUGUGCUGAUGAUACGGUACAACCAGCCUUAAAUGCAUUACAUAAUAUGGUUUUCGACAAUAUUUCCAAACUACAGUAUUCAGGAAUUGUCUUUAUCGUUCUCAUCAUCAAGACUAUACGCGAAUUAACAAUCUUUUAUAUUGAUUUAUUCUUGGGGACUUAUGUGUGUUUACUCAAUGCAGUGAUUAAGGGGACUGCCGAAUUUGCCUUUGAUGCCAGUGAAGCCGUCAUCCAAGCGGUUAAUGUCACCAUAGUCGAAGCAACCAAUGGAAUCGAGGAAGGAUUGCAGGGGCUCUCGACAUUGCUCAAUGAUGUAGCUACUGGGUUUGAAGCAAUUAAAAACAUCUUCACCGGUGUCAGCAAUGGUGAUGGUGAAGCAGGUUCAUAUGAACAAAAGAUUAAUAUUUCACUAGGGGCUUUAAAGGACAAAAUUGCCAUUCCUGGCUCAGUUUUAACCAAGAUUGAAGGGGCCAGAAAUGUCAGCAUGAACGAAUUGGAAGAUAUGAAUAACGAAACCCAAAAAUUGAUUGAAACUCCAUUCAAUUUGAUUAUAAACAAGCUACAAGAAAUUGAAUUAGACAAUAUGACAAAGAGCAUUACUAUUAAUCCCAUAAAUGUUAAAGAUGAUUGUUUGAAAACAAUUGAUCAAAUCAAACACACUCAAGAUAAUUUAAUCAAAUUUGUGGAAACUACUAGCAAGUAUCUUUUCAUCAUAAUGGUUUUUGUCCUAGCUGGAAGUAUAGCAUAUGCGUGGUACGUGGAACGCCGACAAUGGAAACGGAAAUCGAAAUUCAUUAAUGAGGCAGGGAUUGAUAAUGAAGUUCAGUUCCGUAAUCAAGAGAAUAUAUACCUGAACUUCUUAACUUACACUUUGAUUAAAUGCAUGGGAUUGAAUGUGAACAACAGACUUAUUUGGAUUAUAAGUUACAUGUCGAAUAAACUCGCCCGCAACAUUCUCAUAUUUGGAACUUUGGGUCUACUCGCAGCCAUUUUACAAUUGAUUUUAGUAAGUUAUGUUCGUGACGAAUUGCACAGGCAAAUUAUCGACCUACCGGCAAACUCCAACUCCAUUUCAACGACAUCAUACAUCAGAUCAGUCAAUGAAUAUAUCAACACCACUCAAGGUAACCUAAAUGAAGAGCUAUUCGGUGAGAUCAGAGAGACGGCUAUCAAGGUCAAUUCAACAAUUGGCGAAUUUGUCGAUAAUUUGGAUUCAGCAAUCACUGAUAUUUUCGGGGCAACUUCUAUCCUCGCCUCGGCGGUGAAUACUGUUGUUUAUUGCACAGUUGGCCGUAAAUUGCUUAAAUUGGAACAAGGAUGUACUUGGUUAUACGAAAACUUACAAAUCAACAUUCCCAUGAUUUCAGAAAAUUCCCAAAGUGAUUUACAACUGAUUAAAUUAUUACAACCAGAGAGCAUACUAACAAAGUUGGAUGCCUUGAUUGGGUAUUAUAUGAAAUCGAUCAUGUUGGAGCUAUAUGUGGCAUUGUCUUUCUUGGGCAUGUGGUGCUUGCAAUUACUCAUUGGAUUUGUUUUGUUGCUAACUCGACAUCGUGAAUCCCAAUCGGAUGAGCAAGUGGUUAACGAGAAACGUAGCUGUGGGUAUUUCCAAGAUACGAGGAAAUUUGAAAUUAGUAGUCCUCGACCAUUAAGUCAAGAACAAUUGGAAAAUUAUCCAUACCCUUUAUCUAAUCCCCAUGCUUAUUUUCCUCACACUACAUCCAGCUACUAUCCGACACCACUGCCAAAGACUUAG